Messenger RNA from Zonotrichia leucophrys gambelii, 1763 nucleotides. It is a transcript of the gene BTBD19, whose product is annotated as BTB domain containing 19. Gene Ontology annotation, molecular function: protein binding. The record is from RefSeq and is a predicted model, not a curated record. The transcript is spliced from 8 exons. The coding region runs from base 186 to 1070 and encodes 294 amino acids. NCBI's taxonomy places the organism in Eukaryota, Metazoa, Chordata, Aves, Passeriformes, Passerellidae.
CGGCAGCCCGGCCUCCAGCCCCGGCGCUGCCUGCCAGGUUUCCCUAGCAAUGGGCCGUGCCGUACGACGCAGCCUGCUGGCUUCCUCCCCGCGGCCUCCCCGGGCUGGCCGGCCUCCCGACAGCCCCGGAUCGCCCGCCGCCAUCCUCGGGCCUCCUCCCGCCGCCGCGCUCCCUGAGGCCGCCCAUGGCCGGACCCGGCUCGGCGCGGCUGCAGGGCGACGUGGCCGCCUUCAGCGCUGCCCUGCGCACCCUGGUCAACAACCCCCAGUUCAGCGAUGUGAUGUUCGUGGUGGGGCAGGAGCAGCAGAAGGUGUUUGCGCACCGCUGUGUGCUGGCGUGCCGCUGCCAGGUGUUCCGUGGCAUGCUCAGCCAGGACUCCUCCAGCAGCGUCCCACCCCAGGGCCCCUUCAUCCUGGGCAACGUGCAGCCUGAGGUCUUCCUGGCCGUCAUUGAGUUCCUCUACACCAACAGUGUCACCCUCAACAGCCACAUAGCACUGGAGGUGCUGACCUCGUCGGUGGAAUAUGGCUUGCAGGACCUGUGCAAGCUCUGUGUCAAGUUCAUCAAGGACACACUGAGUGUGGAGCAGGUCUGCGAGGCUCUGCAGGCUGCGGUGACCUAUGGGCAGGUGGACCUCCAGCAGCACUGCCUGGCCUUCAUCGAGGGCUGCACCGCGGCAGUGGUGCAGACCCAGGGCUUCCGUGAGCUCUCUGACGUGGUGCUGGCGCGGGUGCUGCGCAGUGACCGCCUGGCCGUGGAUGAGCUGGAGCUGGUGCAGGCUGUGCGGGAGUGGGCACACGUCAGCUCGGCUGUCCUGGAGCGUCCUGUGCCAGAGGUGGCUGCCCUGCCAGUGAGGGAGCUGCGUCUGCCCUUGCUGGCACCCAGCGAGCUGGUGACACUGGAGAGCCACAAUCAGCAGGACCUCCUCAUCCCGGUGGAGAGCAUCGCUGCAGCCUGGCGUGCCCACGCUCUGAGGAGGGGCAGUGGGGUGCCCUCCCGCCUCUGCCGUCCCCGCCGGGGCACACGGCCCCGCGACCAUCACCGUCACCUCGAGCCACACGCCAAGUAGGGGCUGGGCAAGGAGCUUUGUCCAGCCCAGCCAGGGACUCUGCAGCGGGGCAGGCAGUGGGGCUGGGCACUGAUGCUGCUGUGGCCAAGAGCAUUGAUAAGGUGCUUUGUCACAUGUCAGUGUCAGGGCCAGGGCAGGAUGCCUGGGUCACCCCAAAAGUGGUGCAGGGGCUGGGGGUAGGGUGGAGCUGGGCUAUGCAAUGGGUGCAAGGACACUGCAGGCUGCCCAGAGAGUGACCCAAGGGUGGUGGGGCUGCAGCGAUCCCUGCGGGACAGGGAUCCAAGAUGAGCUCUGCCUUCCCCGGGGCCGUGCUGCCCUCCCCUGGCAGAGAGGCCGUGCUGCAGUGGGAAAAAGCACCAGCACCUACCUGGGCAGGGGCACAGGGACCCUGGGGCUUGGAGGGGGUGCAGGUACGAGGGGACACAUGGGUUCUUUGCACGCACUGCUGCACCGACAGGCUCCCAACCCCCGUCAAGCCCUACCAGCAGGCCACACACACACAGGACAGGCUGCCAGCCCCACCAAGUGCCACACACACAGUACACAGCUCUCCUUGCACCCCCCAUUGAGUGUGUGCACACAGCUGGGUCUGUCUCAAGCACACAUACCCCCCCCUUCCAGCUGUGUUCCCCAGGAGAAAGGGCCGGACACAGCAGGUAAUUUAUAUAUAAUAUAUAUAUUUACUCUUUAAAA